AUGGCGACUUUCGUCCCUGACGAGCUCAUCUACGAGCCGGACCUGACGAAAAAAGAUUUCCGCAAGUUCAACGCGGUUUUAGCCUUGAUCGACGUCUCCCGAUUCUUCGACCUCUACGAGAAACAUUACAGCGCGGAAAACGGCGGCAGUUUCGCUUUGAUCACCCUGCUGAACAGUUACAUUAGCGUCGUCGUCGAGGAAGUGUACUAUACUAAAGGGGACGUGUUGAAAUUCUCGCGUACGAGUUCCGAAUUGAGUUCUGAACGUAGCGGACUGCUGGUAAUGUGGAAGGUGAACAACAACGACUUCUUCUCCAAGAUGGUGCACAGCGUAAUUUUGAAUGGGCAGAAGAUCCUGGCGAGUAUCGCGAUGGUGAAGAGCAAAAUCGCCGCGCCAAAAGCGGACAUCGCGAUCUCGGCGGGUGAAUUGAUCUUCUCCGUGAUCGGCGACGACAACUCGAGGCAUUUCGUGAUCAGCGGAAUGCCAAUCGAGGAUUUGAAGCAUGCGAGGAGAAUCUGUCUUCCAGGGGACCUAGUGCUGUCCUCCAGCGCCUGGAAGCAUUGCGCGCCGAGUCAGUACGAGUACGUCAUCAAGGACUCCAGUAACAUCAAGAUCAUCAAGGUUCUUGGUCCACCGACCGAAGCAGAGAACCAACAGUCCACGUUCUCACCUCCCAGACCAUCAGAAGGGAAUCCAUCCAUCGAUCACGAGAUGAAUCCAGACAUCAUCUCGACGGUCUCCGAUAUUUCUUUGGUUUCCGAAUUCGACUUGAUGCCCUUCCGAGCGAGAGUUUCCACGUUCGAAGCGUUGAAACGACGUCUCGGCGUUUUCCUGGAAACUUACAUGAUGGCGUCGGUGUUGGACCAGAUCGUCAAGGAUCGGCCGCUGGAGUACCUGACGGAAGUGAAGCGAGUGACGGUCGUUUCCAUCAACGUGUUACCGAGCAAGUGUUCCGACUACGAGCUGAUCUCGAUGGUCGACCAGCUCUACAACCUUCUCCAAAAGUACAACAAUGAUUAUCCUAAUUCCAUAGUUCAACGAUAUUCCGGGCACGUCAGCGUAAGUAACGUCUACGACAAGGAUAUUCUGUUUUGCGUCCUGUACGGAAUCAAGGGGUACGACAGCAGGCUGAAAGACAUGAACAGGGCGAAACGCGGUGUUUUGUCCGCGCUGGAGAUCAUGGAUGAGAUGAAACGCGUCAGCGGAGUUAAAACUGUCUUCAUAGGCAUCUCGACUGGUAUGGCAUUUUGUGGGGUGAUCGGCCACACUGUCAGGAGGCAGUACAUGAUUUUCGGCACGCCUGUCGACAAAGCAGCGUCGCUGAUGUCGAUUUCUUAUGGAAAAAUGUCCUGCGACUAUGACACCAUCUUCUAUAGUCACAUGAGCAAAGAGAAGUUUCGUUCGAGAGGCAUGAAGACGUUGCAGGGAUUUGGAAAGUUUCAUGUUUACGAAGUGCUCGACACCUAUCCGUAUGUCCUUUCCGGGAUGACAGAGAGGCCCUUGAACGUCGAGUACACGUAUCCCAUACUCGGACGAGUUCAAGAAGUGGAAUACUUCAAGGACAUCCUGGACGAAAUCGGGGUGCCAGGACGAACAUAUUCGGGGUUACUUAUCGAGGGUAACGAGAGAUCGGGCAAGUCGCGACUCUUGGAUGCGUUCGUCACGGUAGUUAGAAACAGGCAAAUCAAGUUGGUUACGGUUCCGUUGCACUUAUCUCACGUGGAGAAAGAGUACGCGGUGCUAUACGAAAUACUCCUUCAAUUAUUCGACACUGUGGACUGUACGACGAUCAACGAUCGCGAGAGGAUUUUAUUGAACAAAUUGACCACCGUCCUAUCCCCAAAUGAUUUCUGCUACCUGAACGUCAUCAUGAGAGUUCAGUUUCCCCAUUCGGAGGAGUACUGCAGAGACAGCGACUGGAAGCGUCACAAGAAGACCGUCAUGAUCUUCCAAGCUAUAUUAAGCAAGGUAGUUGGGAACGUCUGCAUUCUGUUGGACGACGUGCAGCACAUGGACGUCCUGUCUUGGCAGUUUCUGUCCGCCGCACUGGAGAGGGACAACAUCGUCCUGGCGAUGACACUCUUGGAGCCAGUGUCCUGGGACAACCUGUCACCGGUGGAGGCGGGAAUCUGCGAGGACAAGAGGCUGAUGAACAGAUCCCUGGUUGGACUGAACUCUGAGUACUUGGCGGCCUUUGCUUGCCAGUUCUUGAACGUGUUCGCGAUACCUAGUAGCCUCGAGAUAAUACUUAAGAAAUGCAGCAAGAACGCCAUCAGCUGGUGCGAAGCGUUCCUGAUGUCCGCCUUGCAAACAGAGGCUCUAACUUUCAUCACUCUGUCGCCGUUAGAGGUGCAACACUACAAGCUUGUUUUCCCCGACUCUUCUCUUCUGGCGAAGAUACCAGCGGACAUGACGCCCGAAGAUGUGGCACCACCUAUGCACUGGUCGCAGAUGAGCGCGAUAUACGUGUGCAUCCCCUCUGGGAGGCUGUUGAGCUUCCUCGAGACCGAUCGGGACGUUACAGGUUUGAGGAUCGACAUCUACAACAGAAUGAACUCCUACGAGCAAGACUUCAUAAAGUGCGCGGCGACGUUGGGUGGAGUUUUCCUGCGCAGCAUGCUCGAGACUGUGAUGACCAAUUCAGCGCCGCUGUACACCGCCAAAGGAAAGUCAGCCGUGGCAGAAAUGAUAAAGCUGCGGAUCCUAGAGUGUGGCAUGAUCCAGAGGAAACACUUUCAUAUGGACGAGUCGAUGUUUUACCUGUUCAAGAAGCGGCGAACCUUCAGCAACAUGCACCACUCGGAGGUGUGCGACUGUCGACCUACCCGCACAUUCGGCAUUAGAUCCUUGCCAUUGAACGCGCACUGCAAAGUACUGGAAUUCACGAUAGGAUCUUAUCGAAAGCUCUUGUACGACAUCCUACCGCCACACGAGAAGAAGGAGUAUCACGCGAAGGCCGCGAACAUCCUCCAGCGGAACGCCAGGAAGUGCAGCACUUGCGGUGGCGGCAAGUUCCUGGCGAUUUUUUCGAAAGAAGAUACGAUAUCGCCCAGCGUCGAACCGAUGUCGUCGAUGAUGUUAUCGAUGCAGAGAAGACUGACGACGCUUCAGAGUCGAAGCGACAUAUGGGAGUCCAGGCGAAGUAUUUUUCAACCUGACGACAACGAUGCAUUAAAAAGACGAGAAAGCGUGAACAUCCGCAAGAUAUCCAUUCUGCCUGCCAUCACAGACAGCGUCGAAGGGGUCACUUUCGAGCCCGGAAAGCCAACUUUCUCGAGUUCGGAGCCAACGAUAGACGUCUCCUGGGAAGGCCAAUUGAGGCAGUUCAACCACAUAGACUACCGCAACUGUCGCUGCAGCAACGCUAUAAACUAUCUCUUCUGGAAUCUUCACUGUCACAUUUCGAGCGCAAUGGACGUCGAGAGGUUGAUAAAGUCCAUGUUCGAGUACACUGCUGGCUUGAUCGAGACCGCACAGUUCGCUUUCGCCAUAAAAUUCCUCGCUACCAACAGCGCUGACAUCGAGAUCAUAAAGAUCAAGGAGCACAUGAUGACGAACACCUCGGAUACAAACAUUACCAAAGGAAAUACCUUCAUUUUAAUGGGUGACGCUUACAUGGAGUACGGGUAUUACUCGCAGGCGAAGAAGUAUUACAUGGAGGCAGCAGCGUUGCGAAAUCUCCCUCUCCAAACUUACAAGGAAGUUUGUUACAGCACGAUCCUGGAGAGAUUGCGAUACAUGCUGGCAGGUUUCUCCAGUUACGUUGCGAAUCGAAGGUCUAGCCAAUCGGUGAUCGAGACGUUGGAAACGUCCGUGUACAUGGAGCGAUUGUCCACGGUUUUGAUGCUGGAGGAGGAGCCGAAAAGGGCGAGGCUGAUAGUUCUGCAGAGUCUCAGAUCCGUCUUCAAGUGCGUGGGAGGAUUCCUGGAGAAGGGUAGGAUCUACAUUACGGCUGUGGAAAUUUUUCGGUGUUACGGAUAUCACGACUUGUUAUACUCUCUGGAGAAGCCAAUGAUGGUUGCCAUUGAAACGAAAACUAAUUGGAACUCUGUGGAGGAGAUGACCUUGCUAGCAGAUGUGUAUCAAAGGCUGUUCGAGAACAGGUGAUAUGAUACGGUUGUAUUCGUCCUGUAUAGUACUGUGGGGUUGAGUGCCUGUAGAGGGAGAGCGAGAGAGAAGAGAAAAGGAAGGGAGCGUUUCUAAGGACGGGAUCUAGCAGACCCCGUGCCUUAGACGUCGGGAUAUUUGGAGUUCGAUCGGGAAGGGCUUAUAUAGAAAAGUUUGGAGGAACCGAGUGCUUGUGGGAAACGUGCGGACCGCACGGUUUCCCUCUCAUGGUGAGGAGCGGAGGUGCCACCACAGUACAAUCCUUUUUACUAUUGAAAACUAUUCUUGGUAAUGUAUCUGUUAACAAAAGACUGCUGAGAGGUGAUUUGGUCGGGUCCG
This is a messenger RNA of Hylaeus anthracinus, 4446 nucleotides long. RefSeq names its product adenylate cyclase type 10-like. Gene Ontology annotation, biological process: intracellular signal transduction; cyclic nucleotide biosynthetic process. NCBI's taxonomy places the organism in Eukaryota, Metazoa, Arthropoda, Insecta, Hymenoptera, Colletidae. The transcript has 22 exons. The coding region runs from base 1 to 4107 and encodes 1368 amino acids. Gene Ontology annotation, cellular component: cytoplasm. The record is from RefSeq and is a predicted model, not a curated record. Gene Ontology annotation, molecular function: adenylate cyclase activity.